CACAAUGAAUCAGACAAUGAGUGUAGAACCAUUGAACUCUGCACUAAACUCGCUGCGAGUGCUACGAUCGAGUGUCAGUCACGUAUUUGAGACCCUUUCCAAUGGUCUGCGGGCUGACCACGGCGAAGAUGGCAAAGAUAAGUUUCUUUUAGAGCUUCAAGAACUUCUGAACAACGUAAACAUAAACUUGCGAGACUUGGAGCAAACAGUGAAUGGGCUGCCCAUACCUACAGCCCCUUUUAACUUGGGCACAACGACAUAUCUCAGCCAAGAAACCACUCAAGACCGGCAAGCGCUCUACACGCAGCUAGUAAACAGUUACAAAUGGACGGACAAGAUCCACGAAUACAGUUCGUUUGCACACACGCUGCUCAGUCAGAACUCGCUCAAACGAUCAUAUAUCAACUCUGGAAGCACUAAACGACGCGGGAAAUUACAGAGCAACCACAACGUUGCGCCACUGCAAGUCGAUAAUGUAAUCAACAACAUAGAUAGGUCAUACAGUGACAUGAAGAUAACAAUAUCUAGACCAUUUGCAAGCAAUGCAGUAGUGCAGAUAAACCUCAGUCAUGUACUGAAGGCUGUGGUGGCCUUCAAAGGGCUUCUCAUGGAGUGGGUCAUGGUGAAAGGCUAUGGUGAAACCUUAGACCUGUGGACUGAGUCCCGGCACCAUGUCUUCCGGAAAGUGACUGAGAAUGCCCAUGCAGCCAUGUUACAUUUCUACUCUCCUACUCUACCGGAGCUGGCUGUGCGUUCAUUCAUGACAUGGUUGCAUAGUUACGUGAAUCUCUUCAGUGAACCAUGCAAGAGGUGUGGUAGCCACCUGCACCACACCUCCCUGUUGCCUCCUGCAUGGCGAGACUUCCGAACCCUGGAGCCGUUUCACGAUGAAUGCAAGCAAUAGUCCAUGUGGUAUUGAAUGGAGGAACUCAUCAACACUUGAGAGUUCCUCCUUUCAAUAUACAAUUCAAUAAAAUACAAAGGACACUAGAAAAGUUGAUGAAACAUGUGUGUAUAGCUGUGUGUUCUGAUAGAUUUUAUAACUAUAGCUUUGUAAUAUACUUUUAAGUAGCAAUAACUUUAGAUAAGUGUAUAUUUCAAUAAAUGCCUUUAUUAGUCAUUUUUUCUAAUGAAAUCAAA
Trichoplusia ni (cabbage looper) is the source of this 1140-nucleotide messenger RNA. It is a transcript of the gene MED27, whose product is annotated as mediator of RNA polymerase II transcription subunit 27. Gene Ontology annotation, cellular component: mediator complex. Lineage: Eukaryota; Metazoa; Arthropoda; Insecta; Lepidoptera; Noctuidae. The transcript has a single exon. The coding region runs from base 5 to 904 and encodes 299 amino acids. The record is from RefSeq and is a predicted model, not a curated record. Gene Ontology annotation, molecular function: transcription coactivator activity. Gene Ontology annotation, biological process: regulation of transcription by RNA polymerase II.